AUGCGUCGCGGAGCGCUGCGGGCCAUCUUCGUGAUCCCCGUGCGGGCGCGACUGGCGCGCUUCAGGCGAUGGACCAGGGACCGCCGCGCCGCCGGCGCCUCAGCGGCCAGUGGCGGGAAGCGGCCCUUCGACUUGGCGCUGUGGAACAAGAGCAUCUCGCAGCGGUGGCGGCGGCUGCGCAGGCGCUGCUCGUCGUUCACGACGCCGACGUCGACGUCGCCCGGGUCCGGACAACAGGAGCGGCUGCUGGAGGCGCCGGCGACGCCCGUCCAGGUGAAGGCGGCGUCGGCGCCGCGGCACGCGCACAUGGCGUCGGCGCUGAGCCGGUCCGCAGAGCGUCUGGACGCGCGCCAGCGCGCCGCUGAGCCCGAGGAGGCGGCCACCCCCGGGGGCGGCGGCUCCACGCCCGGCCGCGGGGGCGGCUCCGUGCCGCUGCUCCGCCGCCUCCACGCCGGACUGCGCAAGCGCAGGGCGCUCUCCGUUCACGAGCCGGCCGUGACGGCGCCGCUGCCGCCGCCGCCGGCGACGUCUGUGUCGACGACGUUCUACGUGCCGUCACCGCUGGUGGAGGAGCCGACGUCGCUGCCGCCGACGCUGGGCGGAUGCAGCCGGCGGUCGUCGGGCCGCGGCACCAGCACCAGCACGGGCACCGACAGCGACAGCACCGGCACUGCCUCCUCCUGCUCGGCCUCCGGCGCCGCCGACCACGGCUACCACAGCAUCGAGCGGCCCCAGGCCUCGCAGCCGCCCCACGGCCGCCGCUGGUCGCUCGCCAAUUUGGUACAAAUCUCCUCGUCGCAACCAUUUUCAGCGGUGGCCAGAGUUUCCUCGAAGUUGCUGACGCCUCCACAGUGUAACGUGGACGUGACGCGGCCGGUGACGCAGAGGCUCCUGUGUUUUGCAGAGCACCCGCCCCCGCCGCGCGCGUUCGCCAUCGGCGGCGUGGUGUCGCGCCAAGCCGCGGAGACGCCGCUGCCGCCGCCGGACUCGGGCCCUGCGUCGCUGCCGCCCGACGACGACCUCCAGCGGCGGCGCCGCGCACUAGUCGCCGAGCUGCAGCAGCAGAUCCGCAGGGGCGCGCCGCACCGCGACGGCAGGCACCUCGCAGCAUCAACAGGAGAGCGCAUAUCAGAAGUGGUGGAGGAGGAAGCGGAGGGUGAGGGUGCAGCAGACGGAGAGGAGGAGAGCCGUUUCUGCACGCUGCCACGCCACGGCCGUGGGGCUUCCUUCACCAUCCUGACUGUUGCCUUCACCAAGGGGCCAGGCCACAAAGGGCUCGGGUUCAGCAUUGUCGGAGGCCGCGAUUCCCCACGCGGUUCCAUGGGCAUCUAUGUGAAGACUGUGUUUCCUCAUGGACAAGCUGCAGACUGCGGGAGGCUCAAGGAAGGUGAUGAGAUUCUAGCUGUCAACGGCAAACCGUUACAUGGUCUGAGCCAUCAGGAAGCCAUAGCUGUUUUCAAGGACUUUAAAAGUGGACAAAUGCUGAUUCAUAUUGGACGCAGAAUACCAAAACGUCGACGAGAAUCACUUCCACGGCCUCUGGCGUAAGAGCAUUUGUAGUGUUGCUAUAAUGCCACACUCAGUGCCGUUUCCUGUGUCAGUUGACGCUGCAAAUUGUGAACUGAUAUGAGGUGCUAGUCCUUAUGGUGAAUGAAACAGACAGUUUUAUCUUUGACUGAAGAACUUACUCUCUUUGUUUUAUGCUCGAAAAAGUUGUAUUUAACUUGUGUAUUCUGAAGCAGAGAGAGAGAGAAAAGUGACUGUGUACAGGAAGACCUUUUUUGAUAAAUAUUGAACAGAAAUUUUGUAGUAUAUGUGCUUUACCUGUACAGUAGAUAAUAUACAAAUUAGUAAGUUCCAUUUAAUAUAUAAUUUUUGUUAUAUUGUAAGUUAGUUGCUGUUUUCUGACGUUAUAAUAUUACUUUUACAUGUGGUAGCUUUAAAUGAGUACUUGUAUUUGCUCUGCCUGUGAUACUGAGAAUAUUAAGAUAUAACACAGCGCUCUUCCAAAGUGUGUGAUGUAUCAUUGAGUUAGAAGUUCUAUCUUGAAAGAAAUCGAACAUUUUUGGAACACAGAUUUUUAUUAUAACAAGAAAGGAUGCAAAGAUGCAUUCCAAGGUAUCAGACCUUUCCAAACACCUUCAGACAAUUGUAAACAUUAUUCUGUGAUGAUUAAAAGAGUAUCUGUUCUGAUCACAUAGAUGUUAAGUUACCACAACUGGUUUUAGUUGUUUGUUUUCCCUUUAGCUGAUGCAAUAUGGACGUCUUUGUACAUAAGAUUACUUCAGAAUUUGCAACUGUUGUCAAAAGGCUCUUUUUUAUGUACCAGUAACAUACUGCUGUAUUUGUGACAGGUUAGAACUGUUAUAGAUACGUACAUGAAUCUAAAAU
Messenger RNA from Schistocerca cancellata (South American locust), 2391 nucleotides. RefSeq lists its product as uncharacterized. Bases 1 to 1548 code for a protein of 515 amino acids. NCBI's taxonomy places the organism in Eukaryota, Metazoa, Arthropoda, Insecta, Orthoptera, Acrididae. The transcript has 6 exons. Gene Ontology annotation, molecular function: protein binding. The record is from RefSeq and is a predicted model, not a curated record.